This is a messenger RNA of Carica papaya (papaya), 2835 nucleotides long. It is a transcript of the gene SWI3C, whose product is annotated as SWITCH/sucrose nonfermenting 3C. NCBI's taxonomy places the organism in Eukaryota, Viridiplantae, Streptophyta, Magnoliopsida, Brassicales, Caricaceae. Gene Ontology annotation, molecular function: zinc ion binding; protein binding. The record is from RefSeq and is a predicted model, not a curated record.
GUCGUCGAAGACUCAAAGGGAAGCGAAACAGAGAGAGCUCAAAAAGGCACAGAGAGAAGGAGACCCCCAUUCUCUUCGCUCCCUUCCCUUUGCUUUGAUCCCAUUCCCACCAAUCACAGACCCCACACUACUCGCUAUCUCUCUCUCUCUCUCUCAACGACAACAACAAUGCCAGCUUCUCCUUCCUUCCCUUCGGCAGAUAAUCGUGGCAAAUGGAAGAGGCGACGCCGAGGAGAACCUCAAAUCGGCCGGAAGUCCAGGCAUGAAGAAGAAGAACUAGAGGACGACGAAGAGGAAAACAACGAUGACGACCUCGAUAACUCGGAGGACCACCAAAAUGGAACGGCAGCGCCCGAUCCAGGCCCCAGCGAGACUGAGGUGCUCGCUGAGGGUGGGGUCCGCAUCUCAGAUUUCCCUGCCGUGGUCCGCCGUGCCGUGAACAGACCACACGCGUCCGUCGCUGCGGUUGUGGCGGCCGAGAGGGCCGCUUUGUCGGGGGAGACUAAGGGGCUGCAGGCCUCGCUGCCUGUUCUGGAGAAUGUCUCGUACGGCCAAGUCCAGGCAUUGUCCGCUGUGCCUGCGGAUUCCCCGGUGUUUGAUCAGGAGCGGAGUGAUGGCCUCGGCGGCGUGAGUUCGGCUUUCGUUAUCUCUCCGCCUCCUGUUAUGGAAGGUCGAGGCGUCAUUAAGCGGUUUGGCAAUAGAGUUCAUGCAGUACCUAUGCAUUCAGACUGGUUUUCACCACACACAGUGCAUCGAUUGGAGAGACAAGUGGUGCCACAUUUUUUCUCUGGAAAAUCUUCUGACUGCACACCAGAGAAAUAUAUGGAAUGUAGGAACUACAUUGUUGCCAAAUACAUGGAUAAUCCAGAGAGGAGACUCACUGUGUCUGAUUGCCAGGGAUCAGUUGCUGGUGUUAAUGAUGAAGAUUUAACACGGAUAGUUCGGUUUCUUGAUAACUGGGGAAUAAUCAAUUACUGUGCAGCUGCCCAAGGCCGUGAGCCUUGGAAUGACGGUUCUUACUUAAAGGAGGAUCCAGCUGGUGAGGUUAAUGUGCCAUCCGCUGCUUUAAAGUCUAUUGAUAGUUUGAUCAAAUUUGACAAGCCCAAAUGUAGGCUUAAGGCAGCUGACUUUUAUUCAUCACUUUCUCGGCGUCAUGAUGAUGUCUCUGACUUGGACAACAGAAUUCGAGAGCGUUUAUCUGAAAACCAUUGCAACUAUUGUUCACAGGCCCUGCCAAUUGUGUAUUACCAGUCACAAAAAGAGGUGGAUAUACUCCUGUGCUCUGAUUGUUUCCAUGAGGGGAGGAAUGUUACUGGUCAUUCGAGUAUUGAUUUUGUAAAGGUGGAUUCAACAAAAGACUAUGGUGAUCUGGAUGGGGAAAGUUGGAGUGAUCAAGAAACUUUGCUGCUUCUUGAGGCAAUGGAAAUUUACAAUGAAAAUUGGAAUGAUAUUGCAGACCAUGUAGGCAGCAAGUCAAAAGCACAAUGCAUCCUCCAUUUUCUUCGUCUGCCUAUGGAGGAUGGCCUGUUGGAGAACAUUGAAGUUCCCAGUAAAUCCAAGUCAUUAAGUUCUUCCAAUAGAGAUGAUUGUAGAGGACUAGAUGCAAACUCAAAUGGGGAUCUACCAGAGUCUUGCGUUCAGAGGACUGAGUCUGAAGUCAGGCUUCCUUUUGAAAAUUCUGCAAAUCCUGUCAUGGCCUUGGUUGCAUUUCUGGCCUCUGCUGUUGGACCAAGAGUUGCUGCAGCCUGUGCCCAUGCAUCUCUGGCAGCAUUGUCUGAGGGUGAUGGCUUAGCUACUUCUGGACAGGAAGGAUCUGGACGCAGUAAUAGAAUGAAUUCUGGGAGCAUAAAUAAUAGAGAAGGCAGUUUCCAUGGAGAAAUUCCGCAAAAGGAAGAGAACUCAAUGAGGCAUGGUUCAUGGAGUCAAAAUGGGGCAGCAAUUGCUUCAUUAUCUGCAGAGAGAGUCAAUUCAGCUGCAAAAGCAGGCCUUUCUGCUGCCGCAAUGAAAGCAAAAUUGUUUGCAGAUCAUGAAGAACGUGAAAUUCAAAGGCUUUCUGCUAAUAUUGUAAAUAACCAGUUAAAGAGAUUGGAGCUGAAGUUGAAGCAGUUUGCAGAAGUGGAAACCUUGUUAAUGAAAGAAUGUGAACAAGUAGAGAAAGCCAGGCAGAGGUUUGCUGCAGAAAGGGCUCGUAUGGUUGCAGCUCGAUUUGCACCUACUGGAGUUAGCUCGCAAGUGAGUCUACCAGGUGUUGCUCCUUCCAUGGUUAACAACAAUGUUGGCAACAACAGGCAACAGGUACUCUCACCCUCACCGACGCAGCCAAGCAUUUCAGGAUACAGCAAUAGCCAACCAGUACAUCCUCAGAUGCCAUUUUUGUCACGGCAGCAAGUGUUUCCUAAGGGGCCUAGGCUGCCUCUUAACGCCAUACAGCCAUCAUCAUCAUCUCCUUCGGGUAUGAUGUUCAAUGCGCCAGGUACCCAGCCUACCCUCAAUCAUCCAAUGCUGAGGUCUAUGUCGGGCACUAGCUCUGGUCUAGGUUGAAACAGAAUAGAUGGUGUAAAUUUGGAAUUUUAUGGGUUUGAUUCAUUUGACCAUUACAUGCUUUCAGCACUGCAAAGAGAAGGCUAAUAGAUUUGGAUGAGCGGUAAAGGUGUGAACUGCUUCACAUUGUUUAGUCUUUAUUUAUAGAAAGGAAGAUAACUGAUGCAGUUCAUAGGGCUUGUAGCAUUGCAUAAUCAAGUUUAUAGUUUGUACUAGAUUAUUAACACCUGCUCAACUAGUUUACAAAAAUUAAUUUUGUAAAAAUGAAGCACAUAGCGUUUAAUUUUCAGUUGA